This is a messenger RNA of Talaromyces rugulosus, 2184 nucleotides long. RefSeq lists its product as uncharacterized. Lineage: Eukaryota; Fungi; Ascomycota; Eurotiomycetes; Eurotiales; Trichocomaceae. The transcript is spliced from 6 exons. The record is from RefSeq and is a predicted model, not a curated record. Gene Ontology annotation, cellular component: mitochondrial inner membrane. Bases 1 to 2184 code for a protein of 727 amino acids. Gene Ontology annotation, biological process: lipid homeostasis; mitochondrion organization.
AUGAAAUUCGCUCUCCCUCGGUCGGCGUCCCGGUUCGGUUCCCUUCCGUUUGUGUCGGUUAGGAGGAAUGGAGGAUGGUGGUUUUGCAACAGAUGCCAGAACCAGGGACGGUCGUCGCCAGUGGAUGUUCUGCUGAGCAAAAGGCAAUAUCAUGGCACAUAUAAUCUGCGCAAUUCGAAAACGAGUCCUCACAAUAUCGAUUUUUCGGGGGCUUUGAACGCGGCGAAACGGAAUACAUCAUCAUCGUCAUCAAAGAGGACAAGGGCAAUACAGCUGGCCGCCGCUGGUGGCACUGUAGCUGUUACGCUAUUUGCUUUCUGGGAUGAUGUCAAACAUACUUAUGCGGCUGCAGAACGAACUGGCAGGGUCGUCACCGCGCUUGCAAUUUGCAUUAAUGAUUACCGUACGACGCUCAACCAAACCGGCAGUUCGGAAGAAGACCGAAAGGCAAUGCUAAAGGCAUGCCAUAAGCGCUGCGCAGAGCGGACUUUGACUGUGCUUGAAAAGAACGGUUCCAUAUUCAUCAAAUUGGGUCAACACCUGAGCAGCAUGGGUUAUCUUCUUCCGCUGGAGUGGACAAGCACAUUUAUUCCAUUGCAGGACAAAUGCCCCGUUUCGUCCUUUGAAUCGGUCCAGGCCAUGUUCCUCGCAGAUACAGGACAGGACGUGAGCGAGCUCUUCUCGUCAUUCGAGUCGAGCCCCAUUGGCGCUGCAUCGCUUGCUCAAGUACACAUUGCAACACUCAAGGAGACGGGGCAGAAAGUCGCGGUCAAGGUCCAGCAUCCGGCUCUGGCUGAAUGGGUCCCGUUGGACUUGGCCCUGACUCGGCUGACUUUUUCCACGUUGAAACGCUUUUUCCCGGAAUAUGAUCUCGAGUGGCUAUCGAGGGAAAUGGAUCUUUCGUUGCCGUUAGAACUAGAUUUUCAGCAUGAGGCUGAAAAUGCAAUACGCGCAAAGAAAUACUUUAAGGAGCAUUCGAGUACCCCGUUGGUGAUUCCGGAGGUGAUGUGGGCCAAGGAGCGAAUCCUGGUUAUGGAAUUCAUCUCUGGGCACCGACCAGAUGAUCUGCAAUACCUCGACAGUAACGGCAUUGACCGAGACGAGGUGUCGGCCGCAUUUGCGCAUAUUUUCAACGAAAUGAUCUUCGGCGACAACGCGCCUCUCCACUGCGACCCCCAUGGUGGCAACAUCGCCAUCCGCAAAAACGACACACGCAGUAAGCCGAAUUUCGACAUCAUCCUGUACGACCACGGCUUGUAUCGCGAUAUUCCAAAGGAUCUGCGUCGCAACUACGCCAAACUGUGGCUUUCAGUGAUCGAAGGGGAUGAACCGAAGAUGCGCAAGUACGCCCGCGAGGUGGCUGGUGUGUCGGACGAGCUUUUCCCAAUCUUUGCCAGUGCAAUCACCGGUCGAGACUAUACUGUUGUGUCUCAGAAGAAUAUUGUCUCUUCGAGAAACAGUGACGAAGAAAAGAGUAAUGUCACAAACGCUUUGGGUGACGGGUUGCUUCAACAACUAGUUGAUCUUUUGGGAAAAGUCCCUCGUAUUAUUCUUUUGAUUCUUAAAACAAAUGACCUCACCCGAAGCCUCGACGAGAACCUGCACACUCGCCAAGGCCCCGUACGCACAUUCCUCAUCCUCGCUCGCUACGCGACACGAACUGUAUUUGAAGAACAAAUGGAAAUAAUUUCCAUGAACGGCGGCAUCUUGAAGAUUGCCAAUUUCCUGCGCUUUAUCUCUGCGUUUACAGCAUAUGCUCGCAUUGAGCUGAAGCUGAUGGCGUAUGAGAAGUGGCUUUUGGGACAACCCCUUCUUCACAUGACACGAACCGGACAAUCUCGGGUCUUUUCUACAACACUUCAUGCACAAACCUCCAAGCAAGAGACUCCCAAAACCCUGGGCCGACAUCCGAGGCUAAGCAAAUCCCAGUCAAUAACUGCCCCCCUAGCAGCAUUCACAAUGGCCCUCCUGCUCGGGUCGUAUUGUAUCAGCUCCAUCCGCGCAGCUCGGCGAGAAGCGCGAUACCACCCUUCAUCGCUAUCAUCGCCUGACGAGAGUGUCGCGGCGGGCUCGAGUUCGGGGUCGAACGUCACGUCGGCUGCAUGGGUUGCAAAGGCGUUGGAGCAGGAAAAGUUGGAGAAGGAGGGUGGUAGUAGUAGCAGUGGCGGCAAACCAAGGAGCUAG